Molecule: messenger RNA, 1011 nt
Organism: Drosophila guanche
Lineage: Eukaryota; Metazoa; Arthropoda; Insecta; Diptera; Drosophilidae
Gene: miple1
Exons: 5
Coding region: 145-699 (184 amino acids)
Biological process (GO): mesoderm morphogenesis
Cellular component (GO): extracellular region
Molecular function (GO): heparin binding; growth factor activity
Source: RefSeq, a predicted model, not a curated record
AGUCGCACAACCAGAACAGUUGAUAAAAUCUAUAGCCAUCGCCAUCCUUCGCUGUCUUUGGUCCUGGAUUCUAUUUGCAGACGUGUGGGUGUACGUGUUACACAGUUUUGAGUGUAUAACUAACGUGGGCUUAACAGACACACCAUGAAAAAUAAUUAUAACGCGCUUUUGCUGGCAACACUUGCAACAUGGUCAGCAGUAUUCUGUAGCACAGUUUUGGGAACAACAGAGGGACAGGAAACGCCAUUGGCUCUUCCUGUAGCUGAGCAUACAACUUCUCCUUCCAUACAAGGAGAAGUCUGGGAGGAAGACGACCACGAAGUGUUAAUAAGGAACGAACGUGGUACAAAAAGUGAUGGACUUUCAUGUCGAUAUGGCAAGAAUCCGUGGACUGAAUGUGAUACAAAAACCAAUACGCGCUCCAGAACAUUGACAUUGAAAAAGGGAGAUCCGGCAUGCGAUCAAACUCGCACUAUUCAGAAAAAGUGUAAAAAAGCAUGCCGCUACGAAAAAGGAUCUUGGUCUGAGUGCGCCACCGGACAAAUGACCCGAGCCGAUAAACUAAAAGCGAGCAGUGAUCCAUCUUGCGAAGCAACGCGUGUUAUCAAGAAGAACUGCAAGCCCGGAAAGUCCAAGGAUAAGAGUGCCAAGGAACAGCGUAAAAACAAGGACAAAGGCGCUCGCAAAGGACGCGUUUAAGUGAUUUCAUACAUGAUCACUUGAAAACCCAAAACUUAUUUAUGCAACGCAGAAUAUUAAAUUCAAUAACAUACAUACAUACCCACUUAUUUAGUUUAUUCAAAAAAUGAAAUACAUACUACAUACAUACAUACAAUUUUCUAAAAUUAUUUAAAACUGAUGGGGCAAUUACCAGAUCCGGUGGAAGAAUACAAAGAAAAUAGAUAAACGCCCCUUAAAUUGUCAAACAGUUUAAAUCGGACACAUUUUAAAAAAAUUACCAGAGUUGUUCUUCGAUUGAAUUUUACAUAAUACUACCCGUAAAUAUAAAAA